This is a messenger RNA of Emys orbicularis (European pond turtle), 987 nucleotides long. RefSeq names its product sarcoglycan beta (gene SGCB). Gene Ontology annotation, biological process: muscle organ development. Gene Ontology annotation, cellular component: sarcolemma; sarcoglycan complex. The record is from RefSeq and is a predicted model, not a curated record. Bases 25 to 987 code for a protein of 320 amino acids. NCBI's taxonomy places the organism in Eukaryota, Metazoa, Chordata, Testudines, Emydidae. The transcript is spliced from 6 exons.
ACAGCAUAGCGGCAGGAGAGGAAGAUGGCGGCGGCAGCAGCAGCUGCAGCAGCCGCCUCGGACCAGCAAAGUUCUAAUGGCCCUGUGAAGAAAUCUAUGCGUGAGAAGGCUGUGGAACGGAGAAACGUUAAUAAAGAACACAACAGUAACUUUAAGGCUGGAUAUAUCCCAAUUGAUGAAGACCGUCUCCAUAAAACAGGCUUACGAGGCAGGAAAGGCAACUUGGCUAUUUGUGUGAUUGUUCUCCUUUUUAUUUUGGCUGUCAUCAAUUUGAUUAUCACACUUGUCAUCUGGGCUGUGAUUCGUAUUGGGCCCAAUGGUUGUGACAGCAUGGAGUUUCACGAGAGCGGCUUACUGCGAUUUAAACAAGUAUCCGACAUGGGAGUUAUACAUCCAUUAUAUAAAAGUACAGUAGGAGGGAGGCGUAAUGAAGAUUUGGUUAUCACUGGAAAUAACCAGCCUAUUGUAUUUCAGCAAGGAACAACAAAACUUAGUGUUGAAAAGGACAAAACCUCCAUUACCAGUGAUAUUGGUAUGGAAUUCAUUGACCCAAGGACACAAAAUACUUUGUUCAGCACAGACUAUGAGACUCAUGAGUUUCAUUUGCCAAAUGGAGUGAAAAUUUUGAAUGUACAGAAGGCAUCUACGGAGAGGAUUACCAGCAAUGCUACCAGUGACCUAAAUAUAAAGGUUGACGGACGUGCCAUUGUUCGUGGAAAUGAAGGUGUUUUCAUCAUGGGCAAAACCAUUGAGUUUCGCAUGGGUGGUGAUAUGGAACUAAAGGCAGAAAACAGCAUUAUCUUAAAUGGAACCGUGAUGCUCAGCACGUCUCGACUACCAAGUUCUUAUGGGGAAAAGUUUAAUAAUGUUGACUGGCUGCGCUAUAAGCUCUGUAUGUGUGCAGAUGGAACUCUAUUUCGAGUUGAAGUAAAGACCCGCAACAUGGGUUGUCAAACCUCAGUCAACCCGUGUGGAACCACACACUAA